Molecule: messenger RNA, 3336 nt
Organism: Tetrahymena thermophila SB210
Lineage: Eukaryota; Ciliophora; Oligohymenophorea; Hymenostomatida; Tetrahymenidae
Exons: 17
Source: RefSeq, a predicted model, not a curated record
AUGAGCGAACUCUAUAUUUGGGGAGAUACAGAGUUCUUGACUUUCAAAGAAGAAAAUUAUUACAACAAUGUGCCAUUUUUGCUUAACUACCAAAUUUAGAUUGAUUAAAUUUGCAUUUCAAAUUAAUUUGCGCUUCUACUUGAUGAAAGCAAAAAGGUUUAUAUGAUAAAUAAUAGCGAUAUCAAAGACAGUGUGGGAAAAUUGCAAAUUAUCGAUGAUCUCAGUGAUAUUGAUUCAAUAUAUGUAUCUCCCUCGAAUGAAUGCUUUGCCAUUUCGAGUUUAGGAGAAGUUUAUACUUGGACACAGGAAAAUUAGCAACCAAACAAGCUAGAUUAAUUAUCAAGAGUUAAAAAAAUUGGAGUUCAGUAUUAUCUAAAUGAUUUAGGGUAGCUACUUGAUCGAAAAAAUCAAUAAACGAUAAGAUAAACUAAUAAGUUGUAUAUUAUAGACUUUUCAGAUGAAAUAGAAAACUAAACCAUAUUAUUAACAGAUGAAAACGAAGUUUUCUUGUUGAAGAAUAGCAACUAACUUGUAAAAAUGGAGUUUAAAGAUAAGAUUACUAAAAUAUGCUCUGGCUUUAACACUUUUGCAGUAAUUAAUGCUAAAAAAUAAUUAUUUAUUUGGAAUAUCAAUGAAGAUCCUACAGAAUAAAAGAUUUAAGGUAAAUGCAAAGACAUCUCAAUAGGUUUAAACCAUUUAGUCUGUCUAGACGAAGAAUAGCAAUUAUGGGUGAAAGGAAAAAAUAAUAAAGGAUAGCUUGGUGUCGGAGACUAUAUAGAUAGAGAAGAGUUCCAUAAGUAAAAUGUAAUCUAAGGAAAUAUUGGUAAAGUAUUUUGUGGCAAAAAUUGUGUGUUUGCUAUUGGAAAAAACAUCAGUUUAAAGACUUAAGUUAGAAAAUCUCUCUUGAAAACUGAAUUUAAAUACAUAAAUGAAAUGGAUGAGAUUAUCGAGGAAUUGAGGCAGAAUAAAAAAGACAUGUAGGAUAACAAUGUAAAGCUAAAGGUUUAUUACGAUGAAAUAGAAAAUUUAAAAUAGAAAAUAAAAAAAUAAUCAGAGAUUAUUGUAGCUUAAGAAAAAGAGAAUUCUGAUGUGAGAAAGGAAAAUAAAAGAUUAGAGAAGUUAAAUAAAGAGCUUUUGCAGUUUAAGGAGAAGUUUGAUAUUGGAAAUACCAGUGAUAUUUUGGUAGAGAAUGAAAAAUUAAAAAUAUAAGUUUAGGAAUUAGAGCACAAACUCAAUCUUUAGUUUUAGAACAAUAGCAUUUUAAAAAAUGUUCAUAAUUAAAAUGUAAUCAAUCUUAUGAAAGACUCUGCUAUAUCGCCUAUGCAUGGAUUUAAUUAAUAAUCUCAUUUUUAGGAAGAAUAGCUUAAAAAUGAGAAAUUCUUAAAGGUUACUAUUAUUGAACUCGAAAAUACUUUGCAAUAAGAAAGGAAGAAGUCAGUGGGAUUAGAGAAAGAAUUGCAAAACUUAAAAGUUUAGUUUGAAAAAGAAGUUGUAAAUGAACUAAAUGAAUUAGAUUAGCUGAAUGCUUCUUUGGUGAACCAAGUAAAGGCUAAGGAUUAAGAAAUUAUUUAGUUGAAUUAAAUUAUAAGCAAAGAGAGAGCUGAAAUGAAUCAAUUAUAACAGAAAAUUUAAUACUUCGAGUCUAAUUAUUUUUCAUUCAACUAGAAUGACUAACUAAAUAACAAAGUUUCUUAGUCGAAUACUAAAUUAUUAUAGAAUCAAUUAGCAAAUACUGAUUAUUUAUCACCAAAAUAGAACUAAGUCAUCUAAAAUAGCAAUAGAAGUUAAGGGAAUUAAUACUUUGAAUCAUCAAAUAAAAAAAUAAUAAAUACAGCAGAAAAAAUCAGAAAUAAAGAUGAAAAUGAAUUUUCAUCAAAAAAAAUCUAAGAUGAAAGUGUUUUAGUCCAAUCCAUUUAAGGAUUGCUAACCGAAAUACAAAGCUUAAAAAAAACAAAAGAUAAUCAAAAUCUAGAAACAAAUCACGGAAAGUAAUUAAAUCAAGUAUAAAAGUUUAAUCUUCAAGAAAAUAGAGAUCAAGUCAUAGAUUUACAAGCAAGAUUAGAUGAAAAAAAUUAAGACAUUAGCAAACUCAAAGAAGAAAAUGAAAAGUAAAAAUCAGAAAUAUUAGAACAAAAAGCUUAAAUCAUCAAAUUAAAAGAGAAAACUUUGUACUUGCAAACAAAAAUUUAAGUAAUAGAGUAGAAAAAAGAAUAAUAUAGAUAACAAGUAAAAUAGAGUAAUUAAAUGAUUUCAAAUAGCUAAUUCAAAAACCAAUAAUUAAGAGAAGUUAAUUUAUUUGAUUCUGGGUAAAUACCUCAAAAUGAGGAUAAGAAUGACUAAGAAGCUGAAAAUAUCUUUUCAAAUAAAAAAUAGCUUUAAAAGAAGCUUUCGGAUUCUUAAAAUAAAUUUUAUGUCCCUGAACUAACCCCUUAAUAAAAGACACUUGUUGAAAGAAUUAAAUUGAUGAACUAAGGAUAAGGUAAAAAUACACUUGAAAAUGAUAGCGUUGCUCAUCAUAAUUAAUAUCAGUAAUUCAAGAGCAUGUUAAGUUCUCACAGAGGCUCACUGAGCAACCAUAAACAAAACUCUUUGGGCAAUUUAAAUCAAUUCAUUCCGAAUAUUCCUUCACUAUCUUCUAAUAAAUCAAAUUUACUUCUAAGCAACUAUAACUAAGAUGAUUAAUAUUAAAUAUCUAAAACUCGCUAUUCAAAUAAUAAUGCAAAUGCUAAUUUUGACAUUUAAAUAAACUAAGACUCUUCAGAUUUCAAUAAAUUAGAUUAAUAUAAAAUAAAUUUCUCAUCAGUUACUUCUCCUGCAUAAAAAAAACACAAUCUAUAAACAUUUUUAUCAAGUGGUAAUUAAUAAGGUUCAAGUCUUUAUUAAAAUUAUAACAAUUCAGCAUUCAAAUUUACAAGUGAGUUUAAUUCUCCUAAAACCAAUAAUAUGAUGAGACCCAGCAAUUAAUCAGCAAUACAGUACUCAACUACUUAAACUAACUUCUAUAAGUCUGAAAAUAAAAUUCCUGUUGAUGAUUUUUCUUAGUCUCAAUUCUUACAAGGAGACGAUACUUCUAGGAUGUUAAAAUAGAAAAAAAUAAAUGGAUAUUUAAUUUAGUAGUAAUAUACUCCAGCUCAAUAAACAAAUACAACUAGUACUUCACCAAUCAAUAAUAUAAAUUUUAAUCCCUAUCAUAAUUUUACAGAAACAGAGACAUCGGAAGAGACAGCCAAAAUAUAAAAUAAAUUAGAAAAUGAUAUUGGAAACCUUAAAAAGCUAAUGAGUGGAUUAAAAGUUAAAACAGACUAAGUUUUAAAAGAAGUUCUUAGUGAUAUUUGA